Paracoccidioides lutzii Pb01 is the source of this 3864-nucleotide messenger RNA. RefSeq lists its product as hypothetical. Gene Ontology annotation, molecular function: cyclin-dependent protein serine/threonine kinase activator activity. The transcript has 4 exons. The record is from RefSeq and is a predicted model, not a curated record. Gene Ontology annotation, biological process: positive regulation of DNA-templated transcription, elongation; regulation of transcription by RNA polymerase II. The coding region runs from base 1 to 3864 and encodes 1287 amino acids. Gene Ontology annotation, cellular component: nucleus; cyclin/CDK positive transcription elongation factor complex.
AUGGCUACUUUAGCCUCGUCCGCUACGCCUCUACCAAAUGGUGGCUUGAUUGACCCCACGAAGCAAGCAGAAUAUCCCAUUCUCUUGGGAGACAAGUUGGCUCGAAGGGAAGAAGCUAGUAGCAAUGGAUUUAUCAGUGUCACAUACAACCAUAAGAGCAAGUCAGCUUCUCGACAGCAGCGUGCAACAAUAACUGCAUCGAAGUCUUCCCGCCAUCUUUACAAGCUCACACUGCAGGACAAAGGCCCCAAUGCAGACCAGAACAUUGUGCACACAUACCAAGGCAGCGUUGAUCCUACUUCCCCAGUAUCCGUGUCAGAGACUGGCAAUUUGGUCUUGGUGUUUGACCCAAAGCGAAAAGCGUUCAUUCUUGAACCUGUCAUGACCAGGCUGAAUUUCAACCUUCGAUCUGCCCCUGGGAAAUCUACCCAACAAGUUACAGAGCAAUACCCGCAGCUUAAUGUUCUCUCUGGAGAGGAUCACGUAUCCGGCGAUGAUCUACUACUGGAAAAACCGGGUGAAGAUGAUUCGGAAGGUGCUCCGGAUGACAGCAAUCCGUAUGAUUUUCGACACUUUCUUCCAAAAUCUAAAGCCGACGACGAUAUACCUGAAUCCAUUACACCUGAUCCACAUCAAGUUACCGCGAGUCAACCAGCUUCUCGAUUGGCACCACCACAACCACCACCAUUGUCCAGCGGGAAACCCAGGCCGAAGCCUGCUGCAAAAGCCAAACCUCAGACAAACCCUCUCCGACCGCUGAAACGCCUACCGAAGUCAAUAACUAAUCCCAAAAUACCGACUAUACCCAAACCUCAAUCCGCUCCUCUUGUUGAGGAAGUGGGCUUGGUCCUUGAUUCAGCGUCAGAUGGAGCGUCAGAUGGAGCGUCAGAUGGAGCGUCAGACGAAGAAGAAGAAGAAACUACUACACAAAAUGUGGUCGACAAUACGGCAUCACAGCCUGCUGCAUCACCCGGAGCGAAUAUAAUUGUUGACGGCGACCUGAUUAUUGAUAUGGGUUCUCCACCCCCCGCACGACCGGCCUUCAAAAUAAAUCCUCGUCAUUUCUCGUCGAACAAUACCUCUGCCAAUGAGGCAGACUACGAUAGUGAUGAUGAGGGGGAGAUAGAAGACUUGAGAUUGCCGUCUCCAGCUGGCGCCUCGUACCACGGACAUGAAGAGGACGAAAAAGAGGAAGACGAAGAGGAAGAACAAGAAAGAGAAAGAGAAAGAGGAGAAACCAGGCAGGAUGACGUUAUUGAUGAUGAUGAUUUGGCUGCUGAGAUGGAAGCUGCUUUUGAAGAGAGUGCAAGAGAAGAAGAACAGGAGAGGGCUCAGCAGCUGCUGCUGCAACAGCAGAUGCAACACCACAUUGUUAGCGAGGAUGAAAGCGAACGGAGCAACGUUGAUCCGGACCGUAAUUAUCCUUCAUCCAAUUCCUUAACUUUCACCUUCAUCUUCCGCGUCUCGACACCAACUUAUAACGCCAAACACUCUCGCAAAGCUCCAUAUCUCCUUGAAUUCACAACUACGACACCCGGCCGAGAACUUUUACGUUCUGCAAUUAUCCCUCAUGACCUCUCCGGCUCAUGUCCUCUUCAGGGGACUUGUGUGUUGAGUGAGCGUGAAAUGACAUCAGACCAUUUAACCCUUAUUGUAACCCUUAGACAACACCUGCAGUUGGUCAGUGAGCUAGCUGUCUUACCUUGCGAAGUUGCGCAAUAUCGAUUGCUAGCUCUGUUUCUUCGGUUAUCAAACAUGUCGGCCACGUCGACUUCGAAGCGCAUGUCCCUUCCGCCAGUCCCCUCGCCUUCCAACCCGAUCCUUGUCGCGACUCAGUCGCAGUGGAUAUUCACGGAUUCAGAACUUCACCGAACACCCUCCAUUCUCGACGGGAUGACUAUGGAAGCUGAACACACAAGCCGGAGUAAAGGGGUCAAUUUCAUCACCCAGGUCGGGAUCCUUUUGAAACUUCCGCAGCUCACACUCUGCACCGCGAGCGUCUAUCUCCACCGCUUCUUCAUGCGAUAUAGCAUGAAAGAUCUUCCUCAGCGCCCAGGAAUGCAUCCCUACUCCGUCGCUGCUACCUCUCUAUUCCUCGCGACCAAAGUCGAAGAGAACUGCCGCAAGAUGAAAGAACUGAUCGUAGCUUGUUGCCGCGUCGCGCAGAAGAAACCAAGUAUGGUCGUGGAUGAACAGUCGAAGGAAUUUUGGAGAUGGCGCGAUACUAUUUUACACAAUGAAGAUCUGCUGCUUGAGGCGUUGUGCUUUGAUCUCCAACUUGAGCAACCUUAUCGUCUCCUCUACGACUUCAUUUGCUAUUUCAAGGUGCAAGGGAACAAGAGGCUAAGGAAUUCCGCAUGGGCUUUCUUGAAUGAUUCUACGUAUACCGUACUAUGCGUCCAAUUUCCUGCGCGUACAAUCGCUGCAGCAGCGCUCUACGCGGCAGCAAGACACUGCGAAGUUACAUUUGAAGACGACGCCCUUAAUAGACCUUGGUGGGAGCAAUUGGACGUUGAUCUCAAUGAGAUGAGAAGGGCAUGCAACCGUAUGGCAGAUAUUUACGAGUUUGUUUCCGUUCCGGUGCCUGGACAGCAGUAUGCUCACCUCUCGACUGGGGACGAUGGAGCGACCGACCAGACAAGAACAUCCCAUCAACCAAAAAGUGAGAGCAGCAUGGAUAUUAGCGCCAACAGCAUGUCUCCUGGUGAGAUUAACGGGCGCAAACGGGAAAGGGAUAACCAUUCUGACUCAUUUAGCCAAUAUCCAAUCAGCCUUCCUGCAAACGGAACAACGUCGGGGACACAGGAUCCUCAACCUUCUCCGAAGCGCCAACGUCGUGAAGGGAGUGAAGUUGAUGCCGAUACAGCUCCUUUCAGCCAGACACAACCUCCUCUAUCAUCACAAACUUCAUUCGUUCAGGCUGCUCCAAACCUGAAUAUGCGAACUGCCACCAAUGAUCCCUCCAGCCAGAUACCUUCAGAGAUUAAUGGACAUCCCAGGAAUGUCUCUCCUCCCAAAAGUAGAAUCCCCCAGGCAGCUCGAAUUCCUGCCAACGUAGCACGACAAGAACACCCACUUCCGCCACCUCCACCCGUUACUGUACCCCCUCUUCCUCACCAACAUUCCCCACCCCCUCGUCGUGCAAGUUAUGCGAACAAUCCACCACCACCCCCAAGAGGCCCGCCGCUGUCAUCGGGGCCAUCAAUGUUCCAUCCACCACCUCCUCCUCCGCCAUCUAAUUCUUCUAGCGUUGAUGAAUUACAGCAACGCAUUGAUGCCAUCAUCCAGCAAGGUUUGCCACGGGACAAUGACCGGUCUCACGAACCUAGAGGGAGCUAUCACUACCAUCCACCAUCAAGAGAUAGGGAUGGAAACAGAGAAAAAGACAGAGAUAGAUAUCUGGACAGUGAUAUCGAUAGGAGUCGGGAGAGGGAUAGAUAUAGGGAGAGAGGGAUUGACAAGGAUAGAGAAAAGGAGAAAGACAAAGGGCGCGAUUAUGACCGCGACUUUAACUGUUCCAGAAGGCAGUCGUCAGAGGCAUCAGGUUCCGUAGCCAUCUCUGCAUCUCUAUCCGCGCCAUCUUUCUCCGGAGCACCACCAGCAACCGUACUGCCGCCUCCUUUAGCCCCGUCGGCUGACACACGUAAGGAAUCAGGACAGGAUCAACAAGAGAAAGGUGAGGCAGUGAAUGAGGAUACCACGACGAAGACCACUGUGUCACAGGUGAUCGGAAACAAUAGUGCUGAACCUGAUGAUGGUGGUAGUGAGGAGGAGCAAUGGGUGGUGGAUGAUGGGCACAAUGUGGAUUCUGUCAAACGCCCCUUUCGCGACAAAGGCACCUUACGGUUCUACGCUGAUAUUUGA